This is a messenger RNA of Trachemys scripta elegans, 2277 nucleotides long. RefSeq names its product zinc finger protein 773-like. Gene Ontology annotation, molecular function: RNA polymerase II cis-regulatory region sequence-specific DNA binding; DNA-binding transcription factor activity, RNA polymerase II-specific. NCBI's taxonomy places the organism in Eukaryota, Metazoa, Chordata, Testudines, Emydidae. The record is from RefSeq and is a predicted model, not a curated record. The transcript has 7 exons. Gene Ontology annotation, biological process: regulation of transcription by RNA polymerase II. Bases 20 to 2017 code for a protein of 665 amino acids.
GGAGGAGGGAGAGUCCCGCAUGCGCAGAGGCAGCGCUCACCCGCUGCUGCUCCCUGGCGCUGCGGGGCCGGGCGGAGCAGGAGGGUCUGUGCCGGGGAGACCCAUUAACCCCCCCGUGCCCGGCCCGCGCCCUGCUCCCGCGGGAGCCGCCCCGGGCUCUGCCCGCCCCGCUGCGGAGCUGCAGCCGCCAGGCUACAGAUUAACAUCCACAUUUUGCUCCACACCAUCCCAUCCUCCGAGGGGGAAGGAAAUGGCUGCAAUGGAACUGGCUCAGGGGCCGGUGACUUUUGAGGAGGUGGCUGUGUAUUUUACCAAGGAGGAAUGGGCUCUGCUGGACCCUGAUCAGAGAUCCCUCUACAGGGAUGUCAUACAGGAGAACUAUGAGACGGUGGUCUUGCUGGUAGGGUUUCCAAUUUCCAAACCUGAUGUGAUCUCGCAGCUGGAACGAGGGGAAGAACCAUGGAUCCCAGUCCUCCAUGGCUCUGAGAAAAAAGUGCUCCUGAGAGCUGCCUGCACAGGGAAUGACCUGUGUCUGGAUUCUCUCUGUCUCCCAUCAGGUGUUGGGAUGGUGAGUGAGAACGAGGAGAAACCCCAGCAGGAAGAUGCUGAGCAAGUAUUAUCCCAUGGGAUGUUAUCAGGAAGAUCAAAAGGGAAUGAUUCCAGGAGUUGUGCACUCCCAGAAAAAGCAAAAGCCUGUGAUAGUCAGCACAGGCCAGCGGAAAACUUCAGUAGCCACUCAGACCUUAUUACACGCGAGAGAAUCAACUUUGAAGAAACACACUACACAUGCCAUGAGUGUGGGAAAAGCUUAAAUCAGAGCUCACACCUUAUCAAACAUCAGAGAAUCCACAUGGGUGAGAAACCUUAUGGAUGCGCUGAGUGUGGGAAACACUUCAGUCGGAGAUCAAACCUUAUCAGACAUAGGAGAAUCCACACGGGUGAGAAACCUUAUGAAUGCCAUGAGUGCGGGAAAAGCUUUAGUCUGCACUCACACGUUAUCAGACAUAGGAGAAUCCACACAGGAGAGAAACCCUACACGUGCUCUGAGUGCGGGAAACGCUUCAAUCAGAGCUCACACCUUGUCAGACAUUGGAGAAUGCACACAGUAGGGUUUCCAGUUUCCAAACCUGAUGUGAUCUCACAGAUGGAACGAGCGGAAGAGCCGUGGAUCCCGGACCUCCAGGGCGCUGAGAAAGAAAUUCUCCCGAGAGCUGCCUGCACAGGGAGUGACCUAUGUCUGGAUUCUCUCUGUCUCCCAUCAGGUGAUGGGAUGGUGAGUGAGAAUGAGGAGGAGAAACCCCAGCAGGAAGAUGCUGAGCAAGUAGAACCACAUGGAACGUUAUCAGGAAGAUCCAAAGGGAAUAUUUCCGGGAGUUGUGCACUCCAAGCAAAAGCAAAUUCUUGUGAGACUCAAGAGAGGCCAGAGGAAAACUUCAGUAGCCACUCAGACCUUAUAACAUGUGACACAAUCAACUUGGAAGAGAGACGCUACACGUGCCAUGAAUGCCAGAAAAGCUUCAAUCGGAGCUCUGCCCUUAUCACACAUCAGAGAAUCCACAUAGGGGAGUUGCCCUACACAUGCUCUGAGUGUGGGAAAAGCUUCAAUAGGAACUCAAACCUUAUCAGACAUCAAAGAAUCCACAUAGGAGAGACGCCCUACACAUGCUCUGAGUGUGGGAAAAUGUUCAAUAGGAGCUCACACCUUAUCAGACAUCAGAGAAUCCACACAGGAGAGAAGCCCUACACAUGCUCUGUGUGUGGAAAAAGCUUCAAUGAAUGCUCACACCUUAUCAGACACCGGAGAAUCCACACAGGAGAGAAGCCCUACACAUGCUCUGUGUGUGGGAAAAGUUUCAAUCGGAGCUCACACCUUAUCACACAUCGUAGAAUCCACACAGGAGAGAUGCGCUACAUAUGCUCUGAGUGUGGGAAAAGCUUCAAUCACAUCUCUGCCCUGAUCACACAUCAGAGAAUCCACACAGGAGAGACGCCCUACACAUGCUCUGAGUGCAGGUAAAGCUUCAGUUGGAGCUCACACCUUAUCAGACAUCAGCAAAUCCACACAGGAGAGAUCCCCUACACAUGCUCUGAAUGUCGGAAAAGCUUCAAUUUUAGCUCUGACCUGAUUAUACAUUGGAGAAUCCACAUGGGUGAGAAAACUUAUGGAUGCUCGGAGUGUGGGAAAAGCUUCAAAAAGAGCUCACACCUUAUUAGACAUCAGGAAAUCCACAUGAGAGAACUGUAACACAUGCCUUGAUUAGGGCUGGGCAAAGAUUU